UUUUCAUUGAAUUGAUUGCGAAAACAACAACAAAAAAGUCAACACAUUUAGAGAUCAGAUGAUUAUAAUGACCACCGAUUGAGUCCAAGAGAUAUAUCUGCGAAUCCUUGCGAUGGAUGUACUGAAGGCGGAGAUCGCGCGGAAGCGCAAACUCUUGGAGUCCAAGUCGUUGAUCGACUCCAACAAGAAGUUCUUCAAACGCGAGGAAAUGAACCACAAGUGGGACGAAGACUAUCACCGAAAACAGGCCGAAAAACACGGCCACAAAUCGGCGGUCGGAUCGGCCGACAGCACCGCCGCCGACGGGGACGCCAGCGCUGGUGGCGGACACUCGGCUGAGACGAGCGGUUCCAGUGGUCUGUCGGCGGCGGUCGAGCAGCGGAUCCUUCCGCGCAAAGAAGUGGUGAAACGAUUGCGCGAACGAAACGAACCGAUAAUACUGUUCGCGGAGACGGAGACCGAAGCGUUUCUGCGGCUCCGGAAGCUCGAGCUCUUGGAACCCGAGGCCAGCGAUCAGGGCUUUAGGAAUGACUUUCAGACGGCGAUGGAAUCGGUGGACGCGGCAUAUCUGGAAGAGAUCGUGAAAGUGGGCGCCGACAAGAGCAAGAAGGACGGCGCCAACGAUGUCAAAGUGGUUGAGAUGAACACCACUAUAGAAGAGAUACUACAGUUGGCGCAGCACUUGGGCCGCCGUCGAGACGAGGGGCGCGACUGCGACGUGAUUCAGACAUUCCUCAAGUUUCUGCUCGAGUUGUGGGGCAAGAAGUUGAACGCCCGGCCCGAAGAGGUGAAGCGUACGGCCAAAGGCCUACGGAUCAAUUGCUCCGACCAGACAAUGGACUCCGAAGACAAUAAAGACAACAUUAUUGGCGACGAAGUGGUGGAUGAGGUGAGCGAAGUGGUGGACAACGAUCUCAUCGAAAAUAUCGACCAUAUUAUCGCCGAUUCCAACGAAAACACAAACAAUACCACCACUGAUGCGGUCGCCGAUGAGGACGAGUGUAUGGAUGUGACCACCGCUGCCGAGACCACAGCCGCCGACACCAAUGGCGGUGGCGAUGAUAACGCUGUGGAUGGCGCUGAAGACGCCACUAAUGAUAACACGAAUGCCGGCGACGCGGAGGCGAGCGGUGCCGACGGCAGUACUGUUGAUGGCAGUGGUGUCGACGGCAACGCCGGCGCCGACGGUGACAACGAUGGCAACGAUGUGAUGGACGACAACGCGUGCGACGGCGGCAGCACUGGUGGCCAAAUGGACGACAACGAGUUGAGAGCCGCCGGACUGAAGACGUCGCUAAUGCUGUCGGAGGACAAGAUCCAGGCGUUGACCGAUAAGGUGGAGACACUGGAGUCGGAGCUGAAGAAAGUAUACCAGCAUUUGCUGCAAGCGAUGGAAGAGAAGAAGAAGAUGGAGAUCAAGUGCACGACACUCGAGGAACAGUUGGACCGAUUGAUGGGAUCGGCGGCUGAACGACAGCAGCAACAGUCCGGACAGAAAACACCGCCCCAUUCGUCGGCGAAGAAGAUGGCGAUGUCUGCCAAACAGCCCAACAUCAAGAACAGAGGCGGCGAUCGGUUCGGCGCCAAUCAGCGGCCGUACGAGCGACGACUGCCCGCCGACUUUGGGUACGGCGGAUACGGCGGUGGCGGCGAUCUCUCCCGUCUAUACAGUAUGCCAGUGAUGGCGAUGCCUGUGAUGGCCGGUCCAUCGCGAUCGCCAUACGCCCGAAUGGGCGGAAUGGGAGGCUCGGGUGCGCACAUGUCGGGCAUCACCGGACACGACGACGUGAACGAACUGUCGCUGAAGUUUCAUUUGCCGCCACACGUGGACGCGAAGGCCCACCAACUCUACGACCGUAUUUACGACAACUUCGAGUCGCGUUCGGUGUGCGUUCAGAUCGGCGUCCGGCCGUCGGUGGCCGCCAUGUAUUUGGCCGCACGAAUGGCCGACUACAAGAACCUCAGCUACAAGAAGAUACACGAGGCGCUGGGCUUCUCGCGCACAGACAUCCAGACCUGUUGCCAAGAGGUGUCCGACGUGUUGGGUCUGGGCGUACAGGUGUCGUACAACUCGACGGAACUGAUCCAACAGUUUGGCCAACAGUUGCGACUGCCGGCGGUGAUCGUACGCGUGGCGGCGCACGUGGCCAAGACCGCCAUGAAUAAGCGGCUGGUGUCGGCGUUUGAUCCCAACAUCGUGGGCGUUGCGGCGCUGUUUCUGGUCUCUCAGGUGUCGAAAGUGAAACGAUCGCUCACACAGUUGGCCAUUGUUAGCCACGUUCCCGAAGACACUAUCAUCAAUAUGUACCGACACUUGCGGCCCAAAGCCAGCGAAUUGUUUCCGCACGACUUUGUCUUCUCCACUUCGCUUGAAAAUCUGCCACAA
This is a messenger RNA of Medioppia subpectinata, 2386 nucleotides long. NCBI's taxonomy places the organism in Eukaryota, Metazoa, Arthropoda, Arachnida, Sarcoptiformes, Oppiidae. The record is from the annotation of a GenBank genome assembly.